Anoplophora glabripennis (Asian longhorned beetle) is the source of this 1565-nucleotide messenger RNA. It is a transcript of the gene AP-2sigma, whose product is annotated as AP-2 complex subunit sigma. The record is from RefSeq and is a predicted model, not a curated record. Gene Ontology annotation, cellular component: AP-2 adaptor complex; intracellular membrane-bounded organelle; membrane coat. Bases 133 to 561 code for a protein of 142 amino acids. The transcript is spliced from 3 exons. Lineage: Eukaryota; Metazoa; Arthropoda; Insecta; Coleoptera; Cerambycidae. Gene Ontology annotation, biological process: intracellular protein transport; clathrin-dependent endocytosis. Gene Ontology annotation, molecular function: clathrin-cargo adaptor activity.
AGUCACGGUGUUUCUCUUCUGUUCGAGGAAAAUGUCAAACGUCAGGCAGUACAGUUAGUUGCUGACAGUUUUCCGGUUUUAGUUUAGUGUAUUAUUAAAAUUGUAUAUAAAUAAAUUUGCAUAAGUUUAAAAAUGAUUCGUUUUAUAUUAAUUCAAAAUAGAGCUGGGAAAACCCGUUUAGCGAAAUGGUACAUGAAUUUUGAUGAUGACGAGAAACAAAAGUUAAUCGAGGAGGUACAUGCUGUGGUCACCGUCAGAGAUGCGAAGCACACGAAUUUUGUCGAAUUCCGCAACUUUAAGAUAGUGUAUCGCAGAUACGCAGGCCUGUACUUCUGCAUAUGUGUCGACGUCAACGACAAUAAUCUGUGUUACCUGGAAGCAAUACACAACUUUGUAGAGGUACUCAAUGAAUAUUUCCACAACGUUUGUGAACUGGAUCUGGUUUUUAACUUUUAUAAAGUGUACACAGUGGUAGACGAAAUGUUCUUAGCCGGAGAAAUAAGGGAGACGUCUCAAACAAAAGUCUUAAAGCAACUGCUUAUGUUGAACUCGUUAGAAUAGGGGCUUUGUCUUUUAUUUAAAAGAUCAAUAACUUUUCAUGUAAUAUAUCUCCUCAUUUGGCGUGUUAUUGAUUUUUUAAACGAUACCGAAAUUGUUGGCUUCGAAUCAGACAGUGGUGGUGCUAGAAUAGAACACGUUUCUACCCUUUAGGAAUAUGGACGUACCAACAUUUUUUUUUUUUUUAGAAAUUAUCGUUUUAGUACCGCCACUGUUGUGUAAUGUUUUCACAAAGGUCUUUAAGCAAUGUUUGUAUAAUUACAAGAGUAAAUGUUUUUCCGUGACAUGAACUAAUCGUAGUUGCAGCUCUUCUGUGGAAAAAUUCAAAAAAGUAUAUUUAGUACGUUAUUAGAAAUAUUAAAAAUGUGUAUAAGAGAUUCCUGCAUAUUGAUUUAAAAGACAUAUCUGUAAAGGUGGAGUUCCGCAAAGGCCAUAUUUUAGCGAUUCGUUUUUAUGUUAGCAUAGCGUUAAGUAUUAAAAUUACUUAUAUUUCUCUUAUAACGAUUGUUCUGUUAGCCAGCAAAUUUUAUGAAACCAUUUUAUCUCAUCAUACAUUUUACAUACGAAAGAAUGGUUAGUUUCUAAGUUUUACUUUGAUAUUUAACUUAUUUAAUUAGUUUUAGUCGAAAAGCGUAUAAAAAGACGAUAUGGCCGAGUUAAGGGACUCCCCGUUAAAUUUUUGUUAAUAUUAGAUGAAACCUGUAGGAUAAGCAUGGAAAUAUUUUCCGUGUAAACCCAGCCUGUGUGAAAACAUGGUAAUCUGUUGUAUUCUGCGUGUAUAUUAUACAAAGAUAGGUAUAUUGUUACAUAAUACUUACGUCAUAUGAUACUCAUUUAUUGUACCCAUGAAAAUAAAUUUUUUAUUGUAACUGUAAUCUUGAUUAGCCAUUGUAAAUGAGCCAAACUGACACGGACAUUCCAUACGAAGCAGCCAUAUGUUUUAUUUUAGGUUACGUUGCUUAUGUUCGAAUUUAAAAUUAUUUUAAAUAUAUUAUGAAAGAAGUUUA